UGUUCUAUUUUCGUAAUUAUCUAAAGUCGUUAUCAUUUCUCUUUCUCCUUAGUUUGUGAACCCUUCAUGGCACAAUAAAUUGAAUGCAAAAAAAAAAAAUCAUUCUUCUUGUUCAGAGACGUGACAAUAAAAGUAACUAUAAAUAUUUGAUAUGAUCAACUAAGAUAUUAUUUUACUAUAGAAGAUGAUGAUUCUCAAGGAUUAUUACGAAAAUCACUUAAUUCUAUAUUAUCAACAUGGAAAACGGCGUUAAAACCAAAUCAUCUUCUACUCAUACCACUUGGAUUUUGGACGCUUUCCGGUGAAGCAUUCUUUAUGGGAGCUUUCACAAAUAGCUUUAUUACAUGUACAAUUGGUGUUCGAUAUGUUGGUUUGAUUAUGACAAUAUAUGGUAUAAUAGCUACUGCUGCUUCGAUUAUCGUUACUUACAUAGUUAAAUUAAAAUACAGUCGACCAAUAUGCUUUUUAAUCUCAUCGUUGUUAAGCUAUACUAUAUUCAUCGUUAUGCUUGUGUGGAAACCAACAGUCUCACUAACUUAUGUGUUAUUUAUCAUUCCAUGUUUAUCAAGUAUUGUAGAUGGACUUACAGAACCAUUUAUCACAGGUUUUACAUAA
Molecule: messenger RNA, 615 nt
Organism: Adineta steineri
Lineage: Eukaryota; Metazoa; Rotifera; Eurotatoria; Adinetida; Adinetidae
Source: the annotation of a GenBank genome assembly